Messenger RNA from Pseudozyma flocculosa PF-1, 3885 nucleotides. RefSeq lists its product as uncharacterized. The coding region runs from base 1 to 3885 and encodes 1294 amino acids. The transcript is spliced from 3 exons. Lineage: Eukaryota; Fungi; Basidiomycota; Ustilaginomycetes; Ustilaginales; Ustilaginaceae. Gene Ontology annotation, cellular component: nucleus. The record is from RefSeq and is a predicted model, not a curated record. Gene Ontology annotation, molecular function: mRNA binding.
AUGUCCGCGUGGUCCAGCGCAGCCGGAAAGCCUCACCUCUCGUAUGCCGAGCGGCUGAGGAACGCAGCGAAACCGCCGCCCAGCGCCAACGCCACCUCGCCAAAGAAUGAACCGGCUCCCUCGAGAAUCAUCAAUGCCAACAUAUCGCAGCAGCAGAGACCCCUCGCCUCCUUGAGCCGCUCCAGCCACGACGAGAGUGUCACCUCUGCCAUGCCCACCGCAGACAGCUCAGCAGCUGAGCCGACACCGGCAUCGUCUGCCGCAGCGGGCGACACGGCGACAGACAGCGCCAAGCCCCCAGCUUCUCCGCAGCAUCCUGAGACUUCGAGGCAGUCGGAAGACGUCCAAAGGCAAGGUGCCGAUGCCGCCAAGCCAGCGGCCAAGCCUCCAGCCGUCAACAUAUGGGAGGCGAGAAAGAAGCAACUGGCCGAAAAGGAGGCCGAAAAAGAGCGGUUGAGGCAGCAGCAAGCAGCUACGCAGAAAAAGGCAAGCGUGACGGCAGCUUCCGCUGCUGGCUCGACGAGCAAGCCGUCCAAGAACGCAGCCGCAGCGGCCUCGGUGUCGUCAACCUCGGACUCGACCACCGCCAAGACCAAACAGGUCAAGGCUCCGUCCGCGGCAGGUCCGGCCUCCUCGGGACAGAAGGGCAAGCAGGAGCGAGCCUCUAAAGCGGGCAGCGCGGGCGGAUCCGCGAGCUCAGAGAAGAAGCAGCCUGCCAAAGGCGCAGAGUCUUCGGCGCCCGCCGUACCCAAGGCGCAGAUCGCCGCCAAGGUCUCGCUGCCACAGGGCGCGGCACAGGGCCAGACGCCAACACCUGGCGACCCUUCGGCACCGAGCAGCUCGAUGGAUGCGACAUCGUCCGGUGCUGGUCGUCCGAAAGUGGAAAGUGCGAGCCAGAGGUCGCACACUCAGCCCGGGGAUGCAACGGCCGAGGUCCCGGCGAGCGCAGCAGCAGGCACGGGAGGCGCCGGCAGGCCACUCCAGCCAGAGGCACAGUCCCCAGCAUCAGGUGCCAAGCUCGUCAAGCAAGACACGGCCAAGCAGGCUGCCGCUACGCAGCCAAACCCGCGCAGCGAGGUUCCUCAGGCCAUCACUUCAGGGACGGCGCAAGCUCCGGCGCAACCUUUGGCAGGUUCGACACCAGCUUCGACGGCGGCAGCGGCCGACGCGACCCCUGACGAAGGUGGCGUCGCUGCUGGAACCGAGCCGACGGCCAGCGUCGAGGCUGCGAUCGAGAGGGAGCUGCAAGCAGUCAGGCCUCCCAGCGCGGUGGAUGACGAUGCCUGGCUCGCCCGGAUCCACCUGCUCAAUGGAGGGCAGAACAUGCCGAAAUACGGCGAUUAUGGACCGGGCGGCAAAGGGUUUGGCAUCGGCGGGGGCCUGCAGGGAAGCGACGGUGCCAUGAGCGAGGCAGACAUGCUCGCGGCCAAGAAGGCCGAACGUGCGGUGGCUGCGGCGUGGGGCGCCGGCAAGAAUGUCUGGCAGAAGAGCCAGCAGCAGAGGCAGGCACAACAACAACAGUCCACCGCGCCCUCUGCAUAUCCCUCGCCGUCGCAGCAGCCCGGUCCAUCUGGCACGCAUGCGGUCGCCCCCUCUGCCGUCGUGAUUGGGUGCAGUGACAACAGCUCGGCCGUCCGGCUCGUCGAUCCGAGCGCCCUGGCCGGUCAGGCCCAGGUCGACGCUUCAUCGGCGAGCAAGAAGAAACGUCGGCCAUCCAGUGCGGCAAGGCAGCCCGGCACCCGGCCAGAAACGACGCUGACGGAAGCCGGUAAAGUGACAACCAUUGACAACCCCGACAGACGGGACGGACAGCGAAGCAGAGCCGAGCUCGCUCGCGCGGGUGAGGCCUCCACCUCUGAGACGCUGCAGCGGGCCAGCACAUCGUCAUCUGCACAGAAGGGUCCAUCAGGUCAGAUCGCCGUCGGAGAUGGCGGUCAUGCGGUUCAAGGCAGCGGCAAGAAGAGCAAACAAGCCGCCUCCGUGGCAUCGAACGCCUCGCAGGCCAGCCAAGCUCAGAGCAGCGGGAAAAAGGGGCAGGCCGGCAAGGCCUCGCAGUCGAAGCCCGAGGCGAACAAGGCUGGCGUCAACCAAGCGUCGCAGCAACAGCAAAAGAAGGGCCAGCAAGGUGCAGGAUCCAAGGGCGGCAAAACGUCUCAGCCCCCGACGGAAGGUGCUGAUGGCGCUUCGCCUUUAGACGCGUCUUUGCGGCCGCCCAGUGCGCGAAGUCAAGUCGCCGGCCCAUCGCAGCAGGACUCGGGCAAGAGCUUCGGCGCAAAGGGCGGAGAGAGCGUCGCCAACGCGGCUGGGACGCCGCUGAGCAGCAAGGUUGCAUCUCGCCGGAUCAACGGCCUUGUCAGCGAGAGCAGCGGGCUCAGUUCCGGACAGAACAGCGUUGCUGGCUCGCCGAGAGCGAGACCGGCGCAUCUGCCCGCAACGCCGCCGCCGCCCGCCAGCUUCCCUCCACGCAACGACAGCAGCGUCGCGCAGCCCAUGUCGAUCUCGGCGUCGGCGCAGCACUUUGCUCAGGGCGCGCUCGGCGUCUCGGCGUCUCCGCGCGCCUCUCCGCGAGUUUCGCACGCGACGCACGACGCAUCACAUUCGCCCAGCAAGGCGACAGACGCCAGUAGGCCCAAUGCAGGCGCGGGUCCGCCGAGCAGCAGCAGCAACGCCUCGGCUCAGGACAGCUGGCGAGGCGGGAGCAGCACGCCAAAGCGCGGCAGGGGCGCAGCGCGCGGCUCCACGCGCGGGGCACCCGGCGGCCGAGGCGGCAGUCGAGGUGGCGCGCCCGACACCUUCUCAACUCACGCCACGCCGGCAAGCCGCGAACGGCGACCUUUCAACGGUUCCAGCAACCCCGAAUCGCCGCUCGCGGGCCGUACCUACCCGCGUGCCAGCGCCCAGUACCAGUACUAUUCCGGCUUUGUGCCGGCCUACAUGGGCGAGGCGGUUCCCGAGACGGCCAUGGCCUAUGACGGCGGCUCAGACCAGGCCGGGUAUGGCAACCUCCAGAUGUACGCCUCGCCCUCCUCCGCCGCCGCCGCCGCCACCGCUGCCCCUGGACAGGGCUACUUCGGUCAGGUGCAGACGCCGAUGUCGGCCCAGUGGGCGCGCUACUAUGCCAACACCGCGUCGCCGCAGGACGUCUUCUCCCAGGGCGGAGGAAUGAUUGAGACGACGAGCCAGACGGGCGCCCACGUCCCCGCGGGCAGCACGCAGCAGCUGCUCACGCAGAUCGAGUUUUACUUUUCGCAGCGCAACCUGCUUGGCGACUUUUUCCUCCGGCAGCGCAUGGACUCGCAGGGCUGGGUCGACAUCGCCACUGUGGCCAGCUUCAAGCGCGUCCAGCAGGUCACGACGGACCUCAACACGGUCAGGGAUACGCUGCUCUACAGCGCAGUGCUCGACGUCGACGUCGAGAGGAUGAAGGUGCGGAAGCGCUUCGGGUGGGAGGCCUUUGUGCUGCCCGAGGACUGGAAGGCGCCCGAGUUGGCGGCGGCGUCGGCCUCGGCAGCAGCCCAGCCCGACGUGGCCAACAGCGCGACGCCGAGCAAGGUUUCGACGGCCAUGUCAUCUCCGCCGAGCUCCUUUACUCGAGCAUCCCAGGACGAGCGAGAGGCGGCUGAGGAUGGCGGCGGCGGCGACGACUGCGCCACGCCCGCGGGCUUGCAGGCGGCAGAGGGAGCGCGUCGACCCAGCUCGUCAAAGGAAGACGAGUACAUGAACCUCGGCAUCGUCGCAGCGUCGGGCCUGGGUGGCACGCUUUCCUCGCUCGCAACGUCGUGCUCGUCGGCACAGACAUCGGCACUGGCACCGGCGCCGGCGAUUGCAGAGGUGCCGAUCAAGGCGCCCAUCAACAGCGGCAGCAGCAGCAGCAGCACGACCUGA